AUGCUGGAACUCGAGGACUUUGAGGCAUUCAUUGAAGACGGGUUCGAUCCGUUGAAAUUCUCUGCUUCACUUCUUCUUGCCACCAAUGUGACCGAUGAUAGUGAGCUAGACCUCUGGACUCCAAUCAAGAAACUCCAAUUUGAUGCCAACGAAGUGGAGAAACGCAUGGAGAAGCUCGCUUCUGCCAACCACGAGCUGUUGAUUGAAAAUUUCUCGCGGAUAGAAUCGACGCGUGCUCUUUUGGACGCUCAAAUCAACCCUCUGACUGCCAGAAUGAAGAAAGCCUUCCAACGCAUAAACAACGACAUCGUCCAGCCAUACGACGACGCUGUGAAGCUCAACGGUGCAAUAAAAAGGGUUCAUGCUACUCUCAACUUGCUCCGCGGUGCUGGUUUUUUCUUUCUUUUUGUUCAACAGCUUCAGGAUUGCGAGAAACAGCACGAAUCGCUGUCUGACUCCAAAAACGUGGUUCGGUUGGCCAGAUUACACCGCCAGGUAGGUGAGAUGUUCACGAAAAACGUCUUCUCCACGUCUGAGGACCCUGUGGAUCUUUUGUCUUUGAAGUUGGUACGGGAUUACCAGCCGAUUUUCCAGGUUAAAACCACUGACCUCACCAAUGAACUUUCAGCCAAAAUUUCCAACGAUUUGGGCCACCACAGCUCCUUUGUGGCCUCCAAUGAGAACCUACAGAAUAAUCUUGUUGCAUUGUCGAUAUUGGAUGAGACUGAGCUUUUCACACUCUUGGAUAAAGGCGCCAUGUCGAAAUCCAUUCAAGUUGCUUUGACUUCCCUUACUAGAUCGCUUCAAUCGCCUAGAAAUUUCGAAACUGUUUUGAUUGAGGUGAAUCAGACCUCAACAAACUUUGUGGCCACCCUAUCUGAGUUGUUGAUGAACAGUCGAGUGAUAAAACUGGAUGGUAAAAGCAGUCAAGAAAAUUUGUCUGAAAACUUCGAGAAUUCUCUAGCUCUGGAAGGUUCAUCCAUUGCAAAUGUGUACUGGGCAAGAUUGUCAUACAAAUUCAAGAAGAAUUUGGUAGCUACAAUGGCUAGAGGUGGACCUAUAGCCCGCAAUUUGCGCUCUCAUUCUGCAAGCAUCUCUGCUUCCGUGAUUAAAGUGCUAGAUGGUAAAGCAAAAGAAGGAAUGGCAGAGGCAGUGGCGCUAAUCAACUCGCAUGGUCCAUAA
Messenger RNA from Sungouiella intermedia, 1182 nucleotides. Lineage: Eukaryota; Fungi; Ascomycota; Pichiomycetes; Serinales; Metschnikowiaceae. The record is from the annotation of a GenBank genome assembly.